AUGUUAUAUAAUGCUAAUGUUUUUCCAUUUGACCUGAAAGACCGGCCAAUACGGUCUGCUUUGCAUCCCAGUAGACAACCUCACAGUAGUAUCUACUUUGCUGCCAACAUUGAGUUUCUUCUUACUGCCAUGUCACAGAUGGCCUAUCCGAUCUUGCCUCUUAUUAAACAAAUAAGAAUCGUCCCUAGGAAUAAAUUUACCAAAGAACAACACUGGGCAUCUUUGAUAAGCUUCUGGAGGCAACUUACCAAUGUCUGCAAACAUGUUUUCCCUUUGAAUAUGCUAAAGGAACAUUCUCGCUGCAAUCGGGCUUCAUGCAUUUACUGUGGGAUUGAAAGAAAUAGUGGGCCCUUGAUUGUCAGAUGUAACUAUCUUGAAAGUCCAACCAAUAAGGGUCCAUCUGAACAGUCAAAGAAAAAGCAAGUGCCAUCAGUGGAAAAAACUCUGGUUUUUAAUGCAAACUACAAUGUAAUAAAAUGCAUAUGUGAUGGCUUGAAUGAGAGACCAGAAUAUGGAUGGAAGAAAAUUGCUGCUCACUUGAAUAUAUCCCUGACUCAUGUGAACUCGUGUGAAAAUUACUGUCAUGUAUUUUGCCUGUGA
Acanthosepion pharaonis is the source of this 600-nucleotide messenger RNA. The record is from the annotation of a GenBank genome assembly. Lineage: Eukaryota; Metazoa; Mollusca; Cephalopoda; Sepiida; Sepiidae.